GGCUCGUUGACCACGCGCGGGCCUGCGAUCCACGGCUCUCUCUUCGACCAACAGCAUCCUCCCCAUCGCUCCCUCACACCCCUUGCUACCGCUGCUUGCCGCUUCCUACGCUCUCCGUAAUCUGCGCCGACUUCAGAUACUCCACCGCCAUCCUCUCCUCCCCGCCCGCCCCAACGCUCAUCAUGGCAGCCCGAAUGCAGCCAGGCAGACCCGGCGCAGGCUCGCGCUUUGCACAGUUCAAGCUGGUGCUGCUAGGAGAAUCUGCCGUUGGCAAGAGUUCGCUAGUCUUGCGGUUCGUAAAGGACCAAUUCGACGACUACAGAGAGUCCACCAUUGGCGCUGCCUUCCUCACGCAGACCAUCACCCUAGACGAGUCCACCACCGUGAAGUUCGAAAUAUGGGACACAGCAGGCCAAGAACGCUACAAGUCUCUUGCCCCAAUGUACUAUCGAAAUGCUAACUGCGCCGUUGUCGUCUACGACAUCACACAAGCGGCCUCCCUCGACAAAGCAAAAGCUUGGGUAAAAGAACUCCAGCGCCAAGCGAAUGAGAAUAUCAUUAUUGCUCUCGCUGGCAAUAAACUUGACCUCGUGAACGAGAACCCGGACAAACGUGCCAUACCCACCGCAGACGCUGAGCAGUACGCCAAGGAGGCUGGACUGCUUUUUUUCGAGACGUCGGCCAAGACGGCAGAAAAUGUAAAAGAGCUCUUCACCGCGAUAGCAAAGAAGCUACCACUGGAUCAGGCUGGACCGCGAAGCAUGAGACAGGCCGUCAAUCGACAGGGUGUGGAUUUGAGACCAGAGGCGCACGGCACGCAGAAGGGAGAGGGUUGCCAGUGCUAAGCUAGGCACCAGCAAGAGAAAAGAGGCGGAUUUAAGAAUAUGCUGUGUUCGUUUGGGCUAGGCUCAAACGUAGCAGCUUGAUCCUGACCAGGCGCUCUGUGUCUUCGGGUCUAGAUGGGGAGCCAAGACGAUAUGGGAGUGGAGCGGUGCAAGUGCUGACUUGAUUCUACAAUGUGACAAUACGACAUGGGCUUUUUCUUUAUCGGCUGCUUGCGGUGUUGGGCGGGCAGGUAGCGGAGUUUCGACCGUAAGAGUUCUAAUUUACUUCACAUCACCUGCUUUGUAUUUAGGGUUUGCGUUACUUUUAUGGAGGUGACCUAUCCGUCUGCACAUCAACAUUCGUGCCGACGAAGAAUGACGCGUGUUUAGAAUGAGCCUAAUCGGUCGUCUGCUCGCUUUUCAACAGGCGCAAAGCAGUUGGGCUCCUGCUUUCAACAGCGCGUAUCAUCGCGCCCGCAUGGCUCGCGAGGAACGCUAUAUUCAGCGGCGCAAUGACAAUGACAACGAUAGCAAAGAUAUAGCAGGAGAAGCCUUUCAGCUGGUCACGCGAGAGCGGAAUGCUCAAUCAGCACCUCGUCUUUUAUCAUGAUAAUAUGCAGGUCCAUCGAAAAUGCAGAGUUUCGUUUCCUCAUGACGCCUACCAAAGCUGAGAUG
Verruconis gallopava is the source of this 1499-nucleotide messenger RNA. RefSeq names its product GTP-binding protein ypt5. Gene Ontology annotation, molecular function: GTP binding; GTPase activity. NCBI's taxonomy places the organism in Eukaryota, Fungi, Ascomycota, Dothideomycetes, Venturiales, Sympoventuriaceae. The record is from RefSeq and is a predicted model, not a curated record. The coding region runs from base 183 to 845 and encodes 220 amino acids. The transcript has 5 exons.